AUGUCCAACGAACAGAACCCUGGACUCCUCGGCGGCCUAGGCGAUACCUUGGGCAAGACAGUCGGCGGCGUGACAAAUACAGUAGGCGGCACAGUCGGCGGUCUCGGCUCAACCGUGGGCAACGCAACAUCAGGCCUUGGACAGACCGUGUCAGGCGCAACAGAGGGUGUCGGCAAUACGGCGAAGGGCGCUGGACAGGGCGUACAGAACGGUGUUUCUAGUGUUGGGGGCCAGAAGCAGACAGGGGAUAACCCUCUUGGAUUGAAUAACUAA
Molecule: messenger RNA, 273 nt
Organism: Penicillium roqueforti
Lineage: Eukaryota; Fungi; Ascomycota; Eurotiomycetes; Eurotiales; Aspergillaceae
Exons: 2
Coding region: 1-273 (90 amino acids)
Source: RefSeq, a predicted model, not a curated record